Messenger RNA from Meleagris gallopavo (turkey), 6104 nucleotides. The record is from RefSeq and is a predicted model, not a curated record. NCBI's taxonomy places the organism in Eukaryota, Metazoa, Chordata, Aves, Galliformes, Phasianidae.
CUCUCUUCUCUCUGCAGGCUGGAGGCUGGCCGGGAGCACAUGCUGCCCAUCGACUAUUACUUUCCACCUCAGAAGACGUGUCUGAUCUGCGGCGAUGAGGCGUCCGGGUGCCACUACGGAGCCCUGACCUGCGGGAGCUGCAAAGUGUUCUUCAAGCGGGCGGCCGAAGGUAAGCAGAAGUACCUGUGUGCCAGCCGGAACGACUGCACCAUUGACAAGUUCAGGAGGAAAAACUGCCCAUCCUGCCGCCUGCGGAAGUGCUACGAGGCAGGGAUGACUCUUGGAGCCCGCAAGCUGAAGAAGCUGGGCAGCCUGAAGACACAAGACGAAGCCGAGGCAGCCAGCUCGUCCAGCCCCACGGAGGAGCAAGCUCCUAAGAUGGUGAUGACACAUGUCAACGGCUUUGAGUGCCAGCCCAUUUUCCUCAAUGUGCUGGAAGCCAUCGAGCCUGCUGUGGUGUGUGCCGGCCACGACAACAGCCAGCCAGAUUCCUUCUCCAACCUGCUGAGCAGCCUGAAUGAGCUUGGGGAGAGGCAGCUGGUCUACGUUGUUAAGUGGGCAAAGGCUUUGCCAGGAUUUCGCAAUUUGCAUGUGGACGACCAGAUGUCAAUAAUCCAGUAUUCUUGGAUGGGUCUCAUGAUUUUUGCCAUGGGUUGGAGAUCUUUCACUAACGUCAACUCCAGAAUGCUUUACUUUGCUCCAGAUUUGGUCUUCAAUGAGUACCGGAUGCACAAAUCCAGAAUGUACAGCCAAUGCGUCAGGAUGCGGCAGCUCUCCCAGGAGUUUGGGUGGCUUCAGAUCACGCCCCAGGAGUUUCUCUGCAUGAAGGCUCUGCUCUUCUUCAGUAUUAUUCCAGUGGACGGCCUGAAGAACCAGAAGCUCUUUGAUGAACUUCGCAUGAAUUACAUUAAGGAACUCGAUCGGAUCAUCGCUUGCAAGAGGAAGAACCCCACCUCCUGCUCUCGGCGGUUUUACCAGCUCACCAAGGUCCUGGACUCCGUGCAUCCUAUUGCCAAGGAUCUGCAUCAAUUUACAUUUGAUCUUUUAAUUAAGGCCCAUAUGGUGAGUGUGGACUACCCGGAAAUGAUGGCAGAGAUCAUCUCUGUGCAGGUUCCCAAGAUUCUGUCUGGAAAAGUGAAACCCAUUUACUUCCAUGCGGAGUGAUCUUUCGGAGGGACUCCCAGUUGCAUCGCCUCCAUCUCAGCCACCUCUGCCUAUUGUUUCUGCACUACUGUACUGCAGUGCCUUGGGGAAUCCUGUCCAAAGAGAUGAUGUGCUGCCAGGCAGGCAGUAGCAAACUCCUCCCUGCUGGGGUUCUUUCAAUUUCUCUCUUUCCUGUGGUAUCUCUGACUGAACUCCUGCCAGGGUCUGGCUGCUCGGUGGCAGGGACGCCCUGUCUGCAGCACUUGGGGGUGGUUACUCCUUUAUUUCCUGCAGUGACUUUUAGUGCCCUAGGGCUAUGGGAGAGUGGGAGAUGUGCCACCAGCUCUUGUAUUUCUGUAAACCAAAACAAGGUGAGGCACAGGCCGACUCUCUAAGUGUGGGUGUGGGUACCUUUACCGGCCUCCUCUGGGACUUCUUAUGUGUGCUAUGGUGCUGGGAAGCAGAUGCAUUGAAUUCUGCAGUAGCGCAACUGAGGGGAAGAGAUGAAUUGCAACCCAAUGAAUGAGAGAACCCUCAGAGCCGGACGGCACCCGGCAGUCACCGUGCAGGGCUGCUCAUCCCUAUGUUGCUCGGCUCCACACGUGGCUGCUGGAGGGAGGAUGGGCUCCGGAAGGCUCCAUUGCUGAUGGCUGCUGCUUUCCCCCCGGGGCACCACUCCUGAGGUGAGCUGGAUGCUGCCCGCUCAGCAGUGUGCUCCCAGCACUCCCAUCUCCGUUCCGAUCUGCUCAGACAUGGCUGUGCCACCUCCACAAGUGCCUGACGCCUCUUGGACCUCAGACCCUCAGCAGCCAAACCCCUGCCUGCACCCCUCCCCCGCUCUGCUCACACGGGGUGCCCACACAGCCAGCAUCUCAGCUCCCUCAUCUGUCUGCCGUCUCUCCACGGCAGCAGGUGGGAACUCCAGAAGCGAAGCAGCCAGGCCUGGCCCUGCGGGAUGGGUGACUGUGGGCGUUAGCCCUGUCCUUGGGAGAUGGCUGCAGUAACCACCUGUGGUUGGCAUCAUCCUGUGCUCACAGAGCUUUCUGGGGAUGGAGUGAUGAAACGGUGAAUGUGGGCAUAUCGUUUAGAGUGAGACGCAUCAAAGGUUGAUUCUGAUGGCUCCCAGUGGUCUGGGAUGUUGAACAGCCCCCAGCCUGCACUGGGUCUGUCUGGCAGGCUGCGCUCACGUGGCACAGGCACUGCUUCGCUCCUGCUGCUGCUGCUCUCUCCAUGUGACAGGGAGUGGGGCAGGGAAAGACGUGCUGCGCUCCGUGCCCCCUCAUAUCCUCAAGUAGCUGUGUGCCAGAUGUCUUUAAAAGCAAAGGCAGCUGGGUUCAGCCCGUUGGUUGCCAUGUGCACAGCCUCCCGGCUGCUGUGUGGAUUCUCCUACUUCUGGGACCUGUUCAGAGCUGAGCAUAACCUCCAGCUCUGUUGGCAAAGCCCAUGGGUGCAGCCGGGUUUUUUGUGAGCAGGAACAAGCAUUUAAUGUUACAGAUAUUCUUCAAUCGUUCUAUAGGGUUUCCAUUAAGGGAGGAGGUGGAGAAAAACGACACAGAACUAUUGAACCAAUGCUCUUUCUGUACAGCCAUUUGUGUUGAGAUCUCCUCUCUGGGCCGUGGCUCUGUUUGUGCUCUUCCUCCUGACGUCCUCCCAUGUAGGUGGGCACAUUCUGCAAGACCCAGUGUGCUCAGCAGCCCUCUAUUGCUGCACCUUCGGUGUCGGUAUGAUCUGUUCAUACACGCAGAUGAAUCAGUGGAAGGCCCUGCUGGUGUUCUCUUCUGUUCUUGAAUGUUUUUUGGCUGUUAGCAGAAGAGAAUGAUGAAUAAUGGGCUCGGUAAUGCCUUGAUCUCUGUCAUCAACAGGAGGAUGUUUAUAAUCGGUCUAAAUGGCCUCUUUGGAGAGGUUUACAUUUUGCGUACGCUUGUGUCAGUAAGGUUUCAUUACUUAAGUGCAUCCUGCUGGGUAUUUUUCUGCUGGGAGAGGGGGAAGAAACGAAAUUUGAUACGGACUUGCAUGCACCCACCUGCUGCUGCGUAGGGAGCGGGGCUGUGCAGCAGGCUGUGCCCCCAGCUGUGUGCUGCUCUGUGCUCCCUGCUGCUCUGUGCUAUGGACGCUCUGCCAGCGUGAGCCCCAGUGCCUAUGCGGGGCCCAAGCUGUUCCCUGCAGCUCUUCUGUUUCAAAGUAAAUUUCUGCAAUGUUUUUUCCCCUGUUUUCUGGCUGUUUGCGAUGAUGAUGGAGGGGUUGCUGGAGGAUGGGGAGCCGGGGCAGCGGCACCCGAGUGUGUGUUUGCCAGGAGGACGUUAACAGUGUCUCUUGGUUUAUUUCCAUUGGCUGCUGCAGGAACUGGAAAAAACAAACAAACAAAAAAAACAAAAAAACAAGAAAUACCAAAGUCCAGAUCCUGCUGUAUAUCUUUGUACUUUGUGUUUUCUUCUGCAUUUUCUUGUCUAUUUUUGCUUUAAUAAAGCGAAGAGAAUCUCACCAUCGUUCUCAUCCUGUUGCAGUUGACCUGGGGGUCCCAGCUGAGCUCCCAUCCCCGUGCAGGGCCAACUCAGACCCUGGGCUCCCUGGGAAGGCACAGUGCAGCUGAGGAGUGCACGGCAGGGCAGCAGCACAGCCCAGCACUGCUGUGACACCUCUGCUUGUACGCUGAAAGGAGCCUUAGCUCAGCUUUGGAGCUAAGCCCAGGCAGUGAGCAUCCUGCCCCACGCAUAGGUAGGCAAACAGCAGCGGGUCAGUCCUGGGGAGCUGAGCUCUGUUAGAACACAGAAUGGCUUUGCACCCUCCAGUCAGGGCAGUGCUGUUUGCCACAGCCACACAGCUGCCACUGCCGUGGGGAUCUCUCCUGAGACGUUUUGAUAACAAACUGUAUGUUAAACGUAUGUGUACAUAUGCACAGGCAUGCCCCCAUUUAUACUGCUGAAGGUAGCUGUUCUAUUCCUGCUAAUGAGCUUUCUUUCUGACUGCACACCGAGUGCACUUGGGUAUUCAUGCGGUGGUGAGGCAGCGUGUGCCAAUAGUAACAGAAGUUUUGGGUGAUUUUUUGAGGCCCUGCACUGCCCAGGUUUCCGAGGCCCAUCCUUGCAUGGCAUGGAUGCAACACACUGGGGGCCCCAGUGUCAGCAUGCAGCUCUCCUCCCACUGCUCUGGGCAACAGGGACGGGGUGGCAGCUGAGGGACAGCAGAGCACCUUUAUCUCUGCUCUCUUCAGCUGCACAAAGCAUCCGUGCACUUCAGGACAGAAUCCUGGGACUGUGCCUAUUUUCUCACCACUUCAAAGUAGAAAUACGUUCUUACAACGCAGUGACUGCUGGAAUGGCUCUGAUUCCUGCUGCCUGGUGGGAGCAGCCACAGCCGAGGUGCUGAUGCUGUCUGUCCCUGGGUGCUGGGAAUGGUGCUAUGGGGCAACCCGUCCUCAGCACUAAGCUGCAGAAAUGCUGCUCCAGUGCCACAUCUGCGGAAGGUGUGGGCCUCCGGAACAGCAGCUCGGGCUGUGAGCUGCCCACAGCUGUGUUCUGGCAUUGUGGUCACUGCUUUGAGGAAGCAAGGAGAGACUUCUGUUCAUUCUUACUGAAAACAGCAGGAAAACCUGCGUUUACAAUUUGAAAAGUACAUAUCUGCACCAAAUAUAAAACCACAGUAAGUUUAUAAUAAGCUGCUCUCUGUGCCGGGUGUUUUGUGCUCUGUGGCAAUUUAAUGCUGGUUUAUUUGUUAACUUGUCUCUGUAAUAAAAAGAGUUCUCUAUAUUGAUACACUUUAUUCCCUUUGCAACCAGCCAAAAAGCCCAUUGCUGGUGCCUUUCUCCUGGGGAGGACUCCCAGCCCACAGCUGUGCUCACAGCAGUAACUGAGCAUAAUGUCUUUGCAAUUGCUUGCUUCACCAUUGCUGAGGAAAGUCCUGGAGGAAACUCCACGGGAUUACCUAAAGAAAAGGAGCGGGGACCCACAGACUCGGCCCAGUUCUACUGCUGGUUCACUGCUGGGUGCUGAGGGUAGUGCAGAGCUUGGGGCUCCUGUAGCACCUCCAUCCCAUCCCCUCCUGCUGUGACUGUGCUGCAGAGUGCCAACUCUGCCCGCCGCGAUGCCUGCAGCUCCAUCAGAGCACACGUCUCGUUCUGCAAGGGGUGCAGCUGCAUUGCACCACUGUUGCCUUUUCCAUCACUUUGCCCAAAUUCAUGGUCUUUGAGGCCGAAUCCUACUUAUAGAAAAAGACAUCAGUUGGACUAUUGUCACUGUUUUCACUUUCUUCUUUCUUUUUCUUGAUUGGAACUGCGAUCUGCCCCAAACACACGGAACACAGAGGACAGAGACCCACGAGACGCUGCCACUGGGGCUGGGCAGUGGUGACACCGCACUGCCGUGAGAUGCAGUGCAGGAUGUGACCCCAAUACUGACAUCACUGUGCUGGGCUGAGUGACACCGUCUGUGUCGUAACCAACCAGGGGAGCCCACCUGGGCUCAGGACAAAGACAGAGCCCAUUAUACUACACUGGGGGCAAUGAAACACCCCAACCCACGCCCGGACCCCCGUGAGCCCUCAGCCCUGCUGUGCCCCACACAGCCCCCCCUGCUCCACACUCCGCUCUUGUGUAACUUCAGAUCUGUUGUUGUUCAAAGUGCAGUGAAGGCAGAAUUUUGUUUGUGGGAGCGCUGCUGUACGCUGCAUUCGGCUUUUAUUUCAGUUGUGUGCAUGAGAAAUGCUGCUUGGUGUGACAAAUAAUAGGGGUUGAAGAUGCCAAGAAUAAUUGGGUAAUUUAAAAAUGGAUGAGGCUGUGUGUUGGUAAUUCACAGAGGCUGUUUUUCACAGUCAGAUUUUUGCUAUUAAUUAUCUGAACUGUUAUUUCUUUUACCCAUCGCUGACUGAUCUCUUCAGAUACGUCUCUUUGGGUCUCUUAAAACUAAAUUUCAUCUGGUUAAUGUAUUUCUCAAAGCAAGGCACUAAUAAAGCCCCGUGUCCUCCUC